ACACAGAGAGAGAGAGAGGCGCACAAAAAGAGAGACACAGAGAGAGAGACGCACAGAGAGAGACAUGCACAGAAAAGAGAGAGGGACACGCAGAGAGAGCGACAAUGGCGCAGAGAGAGAGACAGUGAGAGACACACACAGAGAGAGACAGAGAGA
Molecule: messenger RNA, 156 nt
Organism: Hemiscyllium ocellatum (epaulette shark)
Lineage: Eukaryota; Metazoa; Chordata; Chondrichthyes; Orectolobiformes; Hemiscylliidae
Product: nuclear speckle splicing regulatory protein 1-like
Exons: 3
Source: RefSeq, a predicted model, not a curated record